GUCCGUUGAAGCGUUGGAUCGUUUUUCUGUUGGAGACCGUGAGUGUUGUCGUUUUGCGGGGCUGUGUGGUCGUCAUCCUCAACAGAUCCACCCUCAAAGGAACCUAAAAAGCCUUUAGCGGUUAUAUAAGGGGUGUCCACUAACCAUGGCCGCAAAGGGGAGGCCCUGGCAUACCCUUUUCUCCGAGUCCGCGGCACUGUGGAUCUUCCUGUGUUAGCCUCUUCUCUGCAUAUUCUAGCCGCAUCACACAAUCACAAGGUAGAUAUACCGAUGUACCAGCAACCAAGGGGCUUCAGAUGUGUUGAAUUCCCAAGUCCACCCAUGUAUACCCAUGUCUGUGUCCUUUUGAUUUCUUUGAGGGUUCGUGUCUCGGUUCUGGACUUGAGAUUGAAAUUCCGGCUCAAGCUGUCACGGCUCAAGCUGUGAAGCGGUCGCAGUUUUGGAAUCAUGGGCCGGUCCUUUCUUCACAUCCUAUGUCUCGCCCUUGUGGCGAAAGCCGAGGAGGGGAAGGAUGCUAGCCACUACAAGCAAGUCGGGCAAGACUUCUUAAAGGAGAACAAAAACCGUGAAGGGGUGGUGACGCUGAAGUCGGGACUCCAGUACAAGGUCUUAAAGAAGGGCACUGGAAAGUUUCAUCCGAAGAAGGACACCACCUGCAGCUGCCACUAUGCUGGUACCACCUUGAGCCUCACUCCUACUGCCCUUGAGCUGCCCGAGGAUCAGUGGAAAGAGUUCGACUCCUCCUACAAGCGCGGCUCGCCCACCGAUUUUGCUCCGAACCAGGUGAUUAAAGGCUGGACGGAGGCAAUGCAACGUAUGGUGGAGGGAGACAAAUGGGAACUGUAUAUUCCUUCGAAGUUGGGCUAUGGCGAUGGAGGCAGUGGUGAGAAGAUCAAGGGUGGUGAACUGCUCAUCUUUCGGAUGGAGAUGAUGAAGAUCGUGGGGAGUGGUAAGGUGAGAGCCACCAAGUGUGACUUGAAGUCGCGGGAGAACUGCGAGCCGCAGGAGGUGGCCCUCCUCGACAAAUGGGUGAAAAAUCCGGACCUCGAGAAGGAGGUGGCCAGGCUGAGCAAAGAGAGCGAAGGGACGUUGAAGGCUCAGGCCAGAGAGAAGGUGACCUUCGAACUCAGUCUGUUGAAGCAGAUCCUGAAGGCCAGGAAGAAGGGUGAAGAGCUUUGAGAUGCUUUGAGCGAGUUCGAGACGGAGUAGUAGAGUUCAAGACAGCAGGCGCCUGCUGUGCUUAUUGACCCGCAGAAGACGAGGCCAAGUCGAAAAGAGGUUCAGGUGGGACAUUGGGAG
Durusdinium trenchii is the source of this 1299-nucleotide messenger RNA. The record is from the annotation of a GenBank genome assembly. Lineage: Eukaryota; Dinophyceae; Suessiales; Symbiodiniaceae.